GGAAGAGAGGUGAAAGGAGUGGGGGUCUGGCAGCAUAUGAUUGCUCUCUCCUCACCCCGGAGACGUCCGGGUGCAAUCUGCUGACUUCUCUCACAAGCAGGAGUGAUGAGGAACCAGAUGAGGAAGCGUGGGAGUUGGCAGCUCCUGGGGCCAGUUUGAUGCGUCCCCUCCACUAACAUGCUGCCAUUUCCUUCAGCUGCCUGAUGAGGAGAUGAACAACAUAGACGCUAUCAGCUGCUGAAGCUGCUGGAGCGGCGUGGUGUUGGCGGCAGCUGUGUUGGUGUGUGCAUGCGUUGGGGUUUCUCUGAGCUGGGUAAACCAAUCCAGAUAGCACAUACGGGGGGUUUUCUCCUGCCCCGGCGAGACUCAGCCAGCAGGAUUUUCAUCUCCCUGCCUCCAGGAUGAAGCUGUGCGUGAGCAGAAGGGUCAACACAGACAUAGCAGUCAAUAAUUCUGCAGGACACACUUAGCUGAUCUUUGGAAAACUAACACACAUGACAACCUCCUGUGGUCAAGCCCUAUGAACACAUGAGAGGGAAGGAACAGAGACAAACCAUGAAAAAGAUAUACAUUGGCAAAACUGCCUUAAAAGUCCCCCGAAAUGGCGGCAAACACCCCAAAAAGAGCUCUUUGCUGGAGCAGAAGGAGGAUUUGCGGAAAAGGCUUUCCUACACAACUCACAAACUGGAGCUGCUGCAGAACGAGUUUGACUCCACGCGGCAGUACCUGGAGACGGAGCUGCGGCGAGCCCAGGAGGAGCUGGACAAGUUCACAGAUAAACUGCGCAGAAUACAAAGCAGCUACUCAGCCCUGCAGAGAAUCAACCAAGACCUGGAGGAAAAGAUCCACAGAGAUUCUCAGCACCAUGACGACGAGAAGCGAGCUCUGAGCAGAGAAAUCAUCGUUCUCAACAACCACCUGAUGGAGGCGAAGCUCACCAUCGAGAAGCUGCAGGAGGAUAACGACGUGUACAGGAAAGACUGCAGCCUGGCGGUUCAGCUGCUGCAGUGCAACAAGUCUCUUUACAGGGCCCAGCUCUCUGAGGGUUUGCUUCAGUUCCUGAAAGCUGAGGAGCUGGUGGAGAAUGUGCGCUCAGCUUCAGAGCAGGACGCGCUCUCGUUUCAGUCCCUAAAGACGCGGACGCUGGAGGAGAUGUUUCCCCUCAAAGUUUCCUUUCUUGUGGCUUGGAUCCUCUCCAUUUGUGAAGGUCGGCAUGACAACAUCUGCAACGUUGAGCCUAAGGACCUGCAGGUGGAGGAAGGCUCCAGUGUGAGGGUGACGUGCCAGUCAUCGUGCGUGCAAGGGAAAAUCUUCUGGACGAUAAACAACAACCGCAUUAAUGAAAGUAUUCCCGUUAACGCAACACAUACCGCCUUGUUCCUGAGGAACUUCACUCGUCCGAGUGCAACUCUGCAGUGUCACAGUUCCUACACCGACCAAGUCCUCGGAGGCACCACCAUCAGAACAUUUUCAAAGCCCAAAAACAUCUCUUGUGUCAUCCUCCAUAUAAGCAACGACGGUGCCCCAGACCUCCUCACAUGCACAUGGGAGCAUCAAAGGAAGCAUUCACUGCAAAUAAACUACACCUUGCUUCUGAUCUCUCCUGGAAGUCCUUCUCCCACUGAGCUCUGCGACUCGCAUAAUACAAGCUGCACAGCAGAAACAAUGUCAGAAUCUGUAGUUUUAUUGUUCGGGAACAACUACACUGUUAUUGUAAGAGCAAAAACUGCUGCCUGGGAGGUGGACUCUGAUCCGUUUGAGUUUACAUUUGAUCACAUCUGGAAGAUUAACCCGCCACAGGUAACGCUAACAGCUGACUCGGAUCAUCUGUUCAUCAAGUUAGACUCAAACCCAAACCCAGACAAGUGUCAAGUGAAAUACCACAAGGAAUCAUCGUCCAAUAAUAAAACCUCAAAUCUCUUUUUCAUGACGGAUCUGAAAACCUUUAAAAUUGAAGACGUGGAGUCCUGCGUUACCUAUAAACUCUCAGCCCGAUGUGCCUUGAGUUAUGCCCCAUGGAGCGAUUGGAGCCUGGAGAAGAUGGUUCUGACCAAACUUAACAAGCAUCAGAUCAGUCUUCUCCUUUGGAGGAAAGUGGCCGAAGAGGGAAGGAAUGGAAAAAGAAACGUCCAUCUCAUGUGGAAGAGGAUUCCUUCAGCAUGUGAAGAGUCCAUCUCUUACAGCGUUGAACACAACAAUGCAGCUGAAGGAAGCUAUACGUCCUGUGGAAGCUCAGCUUGUGAUGUCCAAGUGGACCAACAUGCACACAGACUAUAUCUCAGAGUUUCCACGGGUGAAGGAACAAUCCUAAAAGAGUCUGUUUAUGUCCCAGCUAUUGAAGAGAGCCUGCCUCGAGUCGCUGACAUCCGAGCCUCUGCUCAUGAAGGCGUCAUCGGGGUUAGCUGGACGGCGCCUGCUCUGCCUGUCAGUGGUUACAUAAUUGACUGGACCCACAAUGGAAGUCAAUACAACUGGGAGAAGUCGACAUCCACUAAUGCAACUCUGCUGGGCCUGCGGGAGAGAACACUGUAUAAUAUCACAGUCACGCCCCUCCUGGAUGACAAGACGGGCCACAGCUCACAAACUCUUCACAUCUGUUCCAGUACAGGAGUUCCAGAGACGGUUGUCAUCAGAAAUGUUCAAGCUUACGACACAAGCGCCCUCGUCAGCUGGGACACAGAGUCAAAGAAGAACUGCAGUUCUGUCAUCUCCUUCACCGUCUUCCACAAGCUUCCAGACGGACCGGUGCUCAAUGCUUCAGUGGAUGGAAACAAACGGGAUGUUCUUUUGAAAGAUCUGACGCCGAAUGCCCAAUACUGGACCUACGUUGAGGCCCGAGGGCACGACGGGAAUGCUUCAAGCAUAAAAAGAAUCUUCACCACCAAAAUGUUUGAUCCCAGGCUCUUGUUGGUUCUCAGUGUCUCAGGAAGCAUCCUCUUGUUGCUUUUGCUGUUUUUUGGGUUAUGCUGCAUCAUUCAGUGGAAGAAAUUUAGUGAAAAGCCUAUUCCAAAUCCAGGCCUCAGUUCUGUGGCAAAGUGGCUGUCUCAAAGUCAUCACAAGAAAUCGUGGUUCUUCCAUCCAUUCAGUAAUCAAUCCGAAAACAUCUUUGACCCAGUCCGGACAGAGGAAACCCAGAGAGACCCCUCACUGGCUCAAAUCUGUGACAAAGUCAGCGACACAGUAGCGGAGUGCAGCGAUCCUUGCACUUCGUUCCCCUUGGACGCUCGGGAUGACUGGUCAUCUGCACAAACAGACUCACAGCUCCUGUCUUCUCCUGAAGGAUCUGUUUCAAUCCUCUCCUCAGGGAGCUCGAUGAACCCGUACAGAAGUCAGAGUUCAGCAGAAACUUUUCUAUCUAGAACUGAAGAUCUGUAUCAUUGUGAUUCAGGCAAACAGCACGAUAAGCUGACACCAAAGAGUGUGUAUGUCAGUCUGAACAUGUUUGAAGAGGGCAACGUUAGAUUAGAGUUGUAAAAUCAAAACACAGAAACAAACUCCGGGCAAGAUGAGUCAUCCGGCUCCAAAACAUCAGACGUUUCUAUGGCAGCAGGCAGACUGUCUGACUUUUAUAAUGAAGAUUCAAACAUCUAAAAGUCUUUAAUUAUACUUUCUUUACUGAUGUUUAGUCUUUUACAAGGUGCUGGAAUUUAACCAUGUGUGUUAAUAUAUCAUGUUCUUAUUUUUUCAUUCUUUAUACGGAUAUAAAUUAUUAAAUUAGUUUUUUUUACCAUAAUGUAGCACAUCUUGCAUGCAAAUGCUUCAAAAGUGGUUGGAAAUAGACUCAAAGAAACAUUAAAUAACAUAUUAUUGACUGAAAUUUUCACAAGGACUUUAAUAAUACCAUAAACAUUUCCGUUAAGUUUUACUGUAAUUGGUGUUCAAAUGCAUGUCGUGCAUGUAAUAUAAUGUAUUUAUGGAGAUAUCUUUGUUGUGAUUUGAAUUGGUCUGAUGACUAUUAAAGUGCAUUACAAAAACGUUUUA
Molecule: messenger RNA, 3981 nt
Organism: Nothobranchius furzeri (turquoise killifish)
Lineage: Eukaryota; Metazoa; Chordata; Actinopteri; Cyprinodontiformes; Nothobranchiidae
Source: RefSeq, a predicted model, not a curated record